Messenger RNA from Drosophila sulfurigaster albostrigata, 1049 nucleotides. RefSeq names its product small integral membrane protein 8. The transcript is spliced from 2 exons. Bases 37 to 294 code for a protein of 85 amino acids. Lineage: Eukaryota; Metazoa; Arthropoda; Insecta; Diptera; Drosophilidae. The record is from RefSeq and is a predicted model, not a curated record.
UUAUUAAAAAUUGAGUGGAAUUGCAAAUCCAAAAAAAUGAGUGACAAACCAAAUCAAAAUCCCGGAGAGGGUAUUCGCUCCAUGCGCAGCACCAGCGUUUUUAGACUGAUUAAUUUUGAGCUGUAUACAAAGCCGAACAAAAUUAUAAUGGGUAUAGGCCUGAUAGCCGUAACUGGAGUCUUUGGCUAUAUUGCCUACAUGCGUCACAAGUAUGAAGAUCUUGGUUACUAUGUGGCUGUCAAGGAAAAUGGACGUGAGGAAUUUGUUAAAAAGAAAUCCAAUUGGGAAACAUAAAAGAAAACUUUUUUCUUGAAAUUUUAAAUUUAUUUUUCUUUUUUUGUUUUUACUGUGUAGCACAAUUUGGUACAUGAAUUGAGUCUAUUAUUGUGGUUGCCAAAAAUAUAUUAUAUAAAAAGAAAUCACAAUAGUAAAACAUAUUUUAUCUUGAUUUUGUUUUUGAUAACUUUGAAAAAUUUGCGCACGUAAAGAAAACAGCACUAAACAUUUCAUGUUUCGAUAGCAAAUUAAUAUAUAAGGGGAGGGAGGAAGGAAGUUCGAAAGUACACAGAUUACAGGGAAUCCAGAAAUAAACCAACUCAAUGAGUGUUUCUCGAUAGUUUUGUUUGUUUGUUGUUGUAUCACACAUUUAACAGUUGAUGAUAAUGAUGGCAUUUGGGGAUCGGCUUGGAUAAUUAGGCGGACAAUUUGAGCGCCUUAAGCUCCUCCAGAUAUCUAGCCUCCAUUUCAAUUUUGUUCAACUGGUUUAAUUCCAGGGUUUCGCCUUGACUUUGACGUGACUUGAGCUUCUUUAUGUCGGACAAUUUCUUGGCCACACUGCGAAUCUUGCGAUCCUUGUCGCUAUUAUUGUUGCCGCCGCCGCCGGUUGUGUUGCUGCUGUUAUAGCCACCAACAUUUCCAUUGGCAUGUUGAUGACGCGGUGUGCCAAAUUCAACCGGAUGUUGAUCCUGUUGAGGCUGCUGCUGCUGCUGUUGUUGCAGAUGUCUUGGCAGCUGGCGUUGUUGCCUGUUGGGCGCCUGACGACGCGGCGA